AUGAGCACUUACUAUAUCAAUGAUGUAAUCACUGGCUUGAGACAGGCAUGCUGGCCGAAGCUGCUUGCCCCCACAUGGCUUCCCAAUCAUUACAACGGCGGGCAGAGUGACCUUCCAUCGUCUGUUCCCAGCCUUUGUCCAACAAACGUCCUCGUUUCCACCAACUCCUCAUGGAUUCCUGCAUUCAAACCCCGGCCAGCCUGCAUAACAUUAAACCAAGUCACAUCUGCGUUCCUGACCGCCGAAAGACCGUAUAUAAUGGCUAAAAUGGCCCUUUUUAUCCCCUCCCAAACCCGGUAUAACCUAAUUAUCCCACCUGCACCUGGCAUUUAUUUUGUCAACCGCUUGUCUCCUUUCCCAACGGCUGGGCCUGCAAGAACUCCUGGAUGGAGCACCCACUCUCGCUGUCGGGUGCAUCCAUGGCUUCAUCCCAUGAGCAGCAUAGGUAAGACGAGAUAUUACCCCCUUACCCCUUCUAUCGUCCGGUUACGCCGUGCUGUCCAGAAGCACCCUGAAGACAACCAUGCCGGUGAUGAUGCCGCAGGGGACGAACUAGAACUAGUGGCUUCGGCCGUCGACUCUUUGCAGCACAUAAGCGAUCGUCUAGGCGGGUUGUUCGGCAUAACGUGAAGGAUUACGAAUACGGCCCAGACGCUCUUUAGACUCGCGCGGAGAGUGGGUCAAGGGGGUCAGGGGCGGUGAUGGAUGAGGCGGGUGAAGAAGGGG
Messenger RNA from Pseudomassariella vexata, 726 nucleotides. RefSeq lists its product as uncharacterized. The coding region runs from base 1 to 630 and encodes 209 amino acids. NCBI's taxonomy places the organism in Eukaryota, Fungi, Ascomycota, Sordariomycetes, Amphisphaeriales, Pseudomassariaceae. The transcript has 3 exons. The record is from RefSeq and is a predicted model, not a curated record.